This is a messenger RNA of Aspergillus piperis CBS 112811, 2337 nucleotides long. RefSeq names its product WASP family protein. The record is from RefSeq and is a predicted model, not a curated record. The transcript has 3 exons. Bases 248 to 2242 code for a protein of 664 amino acids. Gene Ontology annotation, biological process: retrograde transport, endosome to Golgi; Arp2/3 complex-mediated actin nucleation; exocytosis. Lineage: Eukaryota; Fungi; Ascomycota; Eurotiomycetes; Eurotiales; Aspergillaceae. Gene Ontology annotation, cellular component: early endosome; WASH complex; recycling endosome. Gene Ontology annotation, molecular function: alpha-tubulin binding; actin binding; gamma-tubulin binding.
CCCUUCUACCCCACAAAUCCUGGGAAUUCCGAACUACCCCCCCUUUGUCUCAGACACAUCCGUUGUUGCCGCGCCGUAUCAGCUCUUAUCCGUGCCUGAGGAGCAACCACCCUCUGGUACUUCGGGCUCACCAAGUUACACCAGACACCCUGCAAUGCGCCUCCAGCAGGCGAUCUAAUCACGUCUACCUCACCGGUCAUAAACCCCAAGCUACUAACACAGUGUCUUCGCGAGUCGAUCCAUCGUCAUGCCUUCAAUCCUGAAUGAUAACGACAAGGAAACAGUCAGGAGAACUGUACCAAAGCCUGACAACAAAAUUCUAGCGGUGGCCGUUGCGCGCCUCUACGUGGCUCACCCAGACACCCAGAGAUGGACGUACACCGGUCUGCAGGGAGCUGCAGUCCUAGCAAAUGACCUGGUCGGCCGUACUUUUUGGCUGAAAUUGGUGGACGUAUCGCCUGCCAAUAGGGGAGUCAUUUGGGACCAAGAGAUCUACGACAACUUCGCGUACAACCAAGAUCGCACGUUCUUCCACUCCUUCGAACUAGAAGACUGUCCCGCCGGACUGUCGUUCGCUGACGAGAAAGAGGCCAAGACAUUCAUUAAGAAAGUACAGGAACGAGAAAAGCAUGCGAGCAAAGAGACACGGCAGACGCCCUUUGCAUCUACCCGAGGCCAGGGCCCUGCUCCGGUGGUGAACGGCAAAUCCGGGGUUGGACGGUCGCUGUUUGGCAGCUUACUCGGCCAUCGCUCAUCAUCAGGAUCUCAUGUACCCCCACCGGUGACACCUGCGGAACUGCCUCCUGCUCCAUCAAUCCAAGUUGCUCCUCCACCUCCACCUUCAGCCAGCCCAUCACGCAAGGAACUGCCGUUCGACACCAAUGACCCCGCAUUCAAGGGCGUACUGGACGAGCUCCUACAAAUGGGCAUUACGGAAGACUUGAUCGCGGAGAACUUCGAUUUCAUCAAGUCCUAUAUCGAACAGAAACAGGCAUCAACGCCCAGCCCGCCUUCUGCCGAUGAUCAAAGGAAAGGCAAAGCGCCGCCUCCACCUCCCCCGUCUGCGCCGCCUGCUCCCAAGGUGGCGGCCAUCAGCCCACAGAACACUGGCAACAGCACAGGGAGUCGACGAGGUGCUCCGCCGCCCCCUCCCCCGACGCGGAGGACUCGAAUGGAUACGACGGAUGACGAGCCUGCCUCGAAACGUGAACCGUCUCCUCCCAGGAAUCGGUUUCGUGCGCCGCCUCCGAUUGCAGAUGCUGGUAAAUUUGCUCACACACCAUUGCCGCCUACUCGCCAACGGGCCUCGUCAAAUGCUACACCCGGUCCUCCACCUCCUCCACGGCCUCCAAAGACUCCAAUGGACGAGAACCAGUCCCGCUUUGGCGUUCCCCCACCGUUCCAGGGCGAGCGCAAGGUGUCUGCCCCUCCCGCACCUCCCAGUCGGCCAGGGCCUUCAGGGCCACCCCCUCCCCCUCCACGCACUAUGAGCCCUGCAGCACCUCCACAGCUACCUCCCAAAGUUCCCAAUGCCUCUGCAGCAGGGCCUCCACCUCCGCCACCCAGAAGUCCUUUGCAGCCGCCGCCCCCACCCGUGCCUUCCGCUUCCCGGCCUAUUCCUCCCCCGCCUACAUCAAGCGUGCCUCCUCCUCCACCCCCGCCUCCUACGUCGAGUGUUCCCCCUCCGCCUCGUCCCCCGCCCGUUUCAAGUGCUCCUCCCCCGCCUCCACCCCCGCCAUCGCAUCCUUCGCCUAGCGCCGGUCCUCCUGCGCCGCCUCCGCCCCCACCGCCACCGACCAGCUCGGUCCCACCUCCACCCCCUCCGCCUCCGCCAGCACCAGGAAGUUCAGUCCCACCACCACCUCCUCCUCCACCGCCAGGAGCUGGUGCUCCUCCUCCGCCGCCCCCGCCUCCUGGAGCUGGUGCGCCUCCGCCGCCGCCUCCUCCAGGUGGAGCUGCUCCGCCCUUACCCAAACCUGAAGGUGGUAGGAAUGACCUCAUGGCUGCUAUCCGGGCAUCUGGAGGAAAGGGCGGCGGUGGCCUGCGGAAGGUCAAGGAGAAUGAGAAGCGUGACCGGAGUGGAGCCGCCGUGCCUGGCUCAGCCAGCGAAUCGUCCGCGCCCACUCCUAGUGGUGGUGCUGCUCAAGGAGGCCUGGCAGGUGCUUUGCAAGACGCUCUGGCGAAAAGAAAGCAGAAGGUCAGCGGUAGCGAUGACGAAAAGGAGGACGAUGACGAUUGGUGAGCCUUGCUUGAAGGUACUCUCUCAUUAUUCCUAAAAUCAAUGUUGUUGUCGUGGAUUAGACUUUUGGAUUUUGUGUGAUACCUCCGUCGUGCAGC